Cricetulus griseus (Chinese hamster) is the source of this 1968-nucleotide messenger RNA. The record is from RefSeq and is a predicted model, not a curated record. NCBI's taxonomy places the organism in Eukaryota, Metazoa, Chordata, Mammalia, Rodentia, Cricetidae.
UGUUUUGCACAAGAAAUGUCAGCCAGAAAGGGCUAUCUGCUCCCUUCGCCAAAUUAUCCCACAACAAUGUCAUGCUCGGAGAGCCCUGCCGCGAACUCUUUUUUGGUCGACUCGCUCAUCAGCUCGGCCAGAGGCGAGGCUGGGGGGGGGGGGCGUAAAGCCUCGCCGGAGAAGGACUCCCUGGUGCCCCACACCAAGACGUCCUUAGCCCUGGCCCAAGCUCCCCCAGACUCGGGGGAUGAGGACACCACAUCCCUUUUCCCAAGUCUGGGGGCGGCAGGAAAUGCUUUCCUGCCACUGGGUGAGAGGCAGAGAAAGGCGUUAAGUUCAAGAUGUACGGCCUUGCCUACUCCGGCCUUUCAUUCUCCAAGCGCCCCGCAGCGUGGUGCUAAAACAGGUGCCUGGAAAAAAAGUAGAGGAAAAUGCAAUUCCAAAGGCGAAAAUGCAGCCAACUGGCUCACGGCAAAGAGCGGCCGAAAGAAACGCUGCCCCUACACGAAGCACCAGACGCUGGAACUAGAGAAGGAGUUUCUAUUCAACAUGUACCUUACUCGAGAGCGGCGCCUAGAGAUCAGCCGUAGCGUCCACCUCACGGACAGACAAGUGAAAAUCUGGUUUCAGAAUCGCAGGAUGAAACUGAAGAAAAUGAACCGGGAAAACCGAAUCCGGGAGCUCACAGCCAAUUUUAAUUUUUCCUGAUGAAACUUCCAGGCAAAGCCGUGUUUUCGCUUCCAGAGCGCCUGUACCCCCCCCUUCUGCCUCCAGCCUCUGCCCCAGAACUCGCACCUGUGCCGGAGCCCCAUUUACUCCCUUCCACACUCGCCAUCUCCCAGGCCGUUUCGUCUGUGCAGGGCUGGUUUGUUCUGACUUUUUGUUUCUUUGUCUGUUUGCUUGGUGUUGGUUUACUUGUUUUCUGGGGGAAAAAGCCAUAUCGCUAAAAUUCUAUAGAGAUUGAGAUUGUCCUCACUGUCAAGUCCUGACUGGGCUGGGUUCGCUGCCCCCGGGUUCCCAGUACUCCUACAUGGAUCUGGUUUCCUGCCCAGCCCUGGGUAAACUUAGCCGGAAGCCCUAGGUUCCAUUGUCGGCGCUGAGGUGUCUGGCCUGAGGUCAAUGGUGCAAGGAGCCGCCACCGGGUUCGCCAGCCUGGAGUUCUGGGCUGUGUUUAAUCAGGGAGUACAGGCCUGAUUUCUCUUUUCUUCCUUCUUUUCUUCCUUGGCCAAGAGCAGAGUAUCGAAACAUGGGCAUGCAGGUUAGCUAAAGGCUGAUUUAAAAAAAAUGAAAAAGAAAUAAUCAGAAAGAUUAUUUUGUCCGUCCUUCCUCUGUAAGAUCUCCCAGUUCAAUGAAAAUAAAAAUGGCCAAGAGAAGAAACCUUCUCUUCCCGUUUGCCUAAGGUCUUGCUUGCCUGACUAAAACCCUUCAUUUACCUUUGAAUUUCCAUAUCCUGGCUGUUGAGAAAUAGUAUAGGUUUGUUUAUACAUAUGGAAUUAGUGGAUUUUUGCCAUUAAAAUGGUUACCAUUGGUAACACUCGAAAAGCACACCACGAUUCUCCCUAUUUUAUGGAAUUGGGUUUUCUUUUUCUUGUUGUUUUGCUUUAAUUCACCUUUUUUUUUUGUUUCGUAGGCUUUCUGAAAUUCAUGGAAGCCUUGGAGGGCUGGGGCAAACAGAUGAGAGAAGGGAGACAUUGUUUGGAUUUCCUUUAUACUGUGAAGUUACAUGCAUAAAAGGGUCAAACCUGUAGGUGCAGAAAAAGAAAAAAAACUAUAAGUACAAAUCUGUAUAAAUGUCUAUUAUUAUGAAAAAUUGCCAAUCUUGUUUAAGCAAAUGCAUUCUAUCGUUAUUAUAAAUGUUAGUUCUAGCUUUAUUUACUUCAAAUCUUAAAUCAGAAUAAAUUAAUAUUGUAUUGCUGCUGUGCGUGGAAAAGAUGAUGUUUAUGUUCCUAGAGAAUAAAAGCUGUGGAAUGAAGCUUU